Messenger RNA from Gigantopelta aegis, 2895 nucleotides. RefSeq names its product vigilin-like. The coding region runs from base 1 to 2895 and encodes 964 amino acids. Gene Ontology annotation, molecular function: DNA-binding transcription factor activity; transcription cis-regulatory region binding; mRNA binding. The record is from RefSeq and is a predicted model, not a curated record. Gene Ontology annotation, cellular component: nucleus; cytoplasm. The transcript is spliced from 17 exons. Gene Ontology annotation, biological process: regulation of DNA-templated transcription. NCBI's taxonomy places the organism in Eukaryota, Metazoa, Mollusca, Gastropoda, Neomphalida, Peltospiridae.
AUGGCAACUCUGGAAAACGGGGACACAAUUCCUACAUAUGCCGAGGCCUUUCCACCUCUUGGAGGAUCUUCUUCAGCUAUCCCCUCUACAUCUUCCUGGGGACCUAUUAAGUCUAUACCUACCUCCUCUAUAACUCAGGUAUUUCGUGUACCUUAUGAAGAACGUCGAUACAAAACAAGUGAUCCAGCAUUUGGAGGAGAGAAUCAGCAAGCUACUGUUGUUCGUGAUAUCAUGGCAAGCACUGGAUGUAAAAUUGAGAUGAAUCAAUCGAAGGAUCUUAGUCUGACCAUUAUGGUUACUGGUCGUCCUUCAGCUGUGAAAGAGGCUCAGAAAAUGAUUAUGACUGAACUUCAUACCAAAUUUACUGUUGAACUUCAUGUACCAAAACAGUUUCAUCGUAUGAUUCUUGGUAAAGGGGCUAACAAUAUCAAACAAUUGGAACAAUCUUCUAAUACUAAGAUUACUGUUCCUCGAUCUGAUGAUUCAUCUGACAUUAUACGUAUCAGUGGUAACAAAGAAGGAGUUGAAGUAGCUAAGCGACAAAUUAAGUCACUUUCUGAUGAUCUGUGUCUGUUGAGGCUAACAGUAUGGUUUCUGAAGAAGUUUCUGCCCCUUCGUGGCUCCAUCGUUUCAUUAUUGGACGUGGAGGAGAGAAAUAUUAAAAGUAUUACACAGGACCUUCAUGUGACAGUUAACUUUCCCAAUGAAGGAGAUGUCAUUGUUAUUGAGGGACCUCCAGAGGAAGUACAGGUAGCACGAGAGUCAUUGGAGAACUUCACUGAUGGAUUGGCCAAUGAGACCUCUGUGACAAUUGAAAUUGAACAAAAAUGGCACAAGAUGGUCAUUGGAGCGAAUGGAGAAAAUAUGAAAGAGCUUCGCGACCGAUUUCCUGGUGUCCAUGUGGCCUUUCCUGAGCCUGGUCGUCGUAGCAACCAUGUUACUUUACGUGGCCCAACUGAGGAAGUGGACAAAUGUUCUACUUAUUUAAUGAAACGUGCUAAGGAUAUUGCUUCCAUUGUUGAAGUGACUAUUCGAAUAUCUCACAAACAACACAAUGCUAUCAUUGGUCCUCGUGGUAAACUCAUUCGCUCUGUUAUGGAAGAGUGUGGCGGCAUCCGUAUUCACUUCCCACCAAGUGACUCUGACAGUGAUGAUAUUCGUCUACAUGGUCCUAAGGAUGAUGUUUCUAAAGCGAAAGCUAUGUUAUUAGAAAUGGCUGUACAACAUGCUGUGGAGAAUUACACUGUUGAGUUGAAGUGCAAACCAGAAUACCAUCGUUUCUCAUUGGAAAGGGACAAUAUUGUACAAGAGGAAAUAUCUGUUGAUUCCAAAUACCAUCGAUAUUUUGUACAACGUCGAGGACAGCUCAUUCAUGAGAUAUCUGAGGAGAAUGGUGGUGUCAUUAUCGUCUUUCCGCGAUCUGGAUCCACAAGUAACAAAGUUCUUAUCAAAGGUGCUAAGCAAUGUGUUGAAGGAGCUAAACAAGCUAUUGUUGAAGUCAUUGAAGACCUGGAAGCCCAAGUCACUAUUGAUUGUGUCAUUCCUCGUAAAAAUCAUCGUGACGUAAUGGGUCCCAAAGGUAUCAACGUUCAAGCCAUCACUCAAGAGCAUAAUGUCACCAUUAAGUUCCCAGACCGUGAGAGCCGUCAAGAAGCCCAAGCCCCAUCCGUUCCUGUCAAGGAUGAGGAUGAUAAACCUGUCACUGAAAAUAGGGAGGAGAAACAAGAUGGAGUUGAGAAUGUAGAAGUAGCUGAUGACAAAGAAGAAGAGCAGCAAGCUAUUGAUCCACGUGAUAUUAUAACUAUUUCUGGAAGAUUGGAGAAUUGUAACAAUGCAAAAGAAAGCACUAUUGGUCAAGAAAUACGCACACUUGCUGACAAGUAUGGUGUCUCUGUUGAAGUCCCUCCUCUGGAACGACAAGAGAGCAAGAUUACUCUUCAUGGCCCUGUGCAAAACUGUGAUGAUGCCAGGCAAGCGUUGGAGAGGCGUGUCUUGGAACUAGAGGCUGAAAAGGAAGAACGAGAACUUCGUAGUUACACAGAGGUGAUCAAGGUUAAUCCUAAGUAUCAUCCAAAUAUAAUUGGUCGUCGUGGGGCCACUAUUAACAAGAUACGUGAAGAUCAUGGAGUUCAUAUACAGCUGCCUGAAAAAGACCACGCCCAAUCCGAUGAGAUCACCAUAAUUGGAUAUGAGCAUCAAGUACAUUCUGCUAAAGAUGCUAUCUUGAAGAUUGUUCGUGAACUGGAGGAGCAAAUCACUGAAGAGGUAGAGAUUGAUCAUCGUGUACAUAGUAAACUCAUUGGUGCUAAAGGAAAGGCCAUUGCUAAAGUGAUGGAAAAGUUCAGUGUUAACAUUCGUUUUCCCAAGGACAAAUCAAGCUCCAUUGUGACAGUCACUGGACUGGAAGAGAAUGUGGAAGAUGCUAAAGAUUAUUUGUUACUUACUGCAGAAGAACAUACAUUUGCAAUGGCUAAUGAAGCUGCAUCGCCAAGUUCGCAAGGUAGAGGUAGCAGCAGUGACGAACAAGAACCGGAAAGGCCAGAAAGAAUGAGAGACUGGCUUAUUCGCAUGAUUAACAGCAAGAGGUUUCCCGGUUUGGAAUGGCUAGAUCCCGAAAAGACGAUCUUUAAAGUGCCUUGGAUUCAUGCCAAGAAAAGGGGCUACAAUCGGGAAAGAGACGCGGCUCUCUUCAAAGAAUGGGCUAUACACUCGGGAAAAUAUCGCGACGAAUCCGAUCCCACUGUUUGGAAGAUAAACUUCAGAUGCGCCAUUAAUGGGCUCAAAGACAUAAUCGAGCUCAAAGAUCUUCAGACAGAAGAUUGCCGAGUCUACAAAGUUCUCCCCAGAACUCGCCCACCCAAAAGAAGGCGAAGAUCGUUGCGCAGUUCUGUUUGA